UUUUAACUUGUUGCAUUAUACCGCAUUCAUAAUUUGCCUCUUAAGGGCCGUUUGUAACUGAGCACCGUAAGGUUUUAAUAUUUUCACAUUGCAGAUUUUGCAAUGUGAAUCGUGGUUUUCUGUUGCAGAAGUGUACAACCUGUCCCAGCCCCAUAAUGUAGCAUUCAAAUUUGUUGAGAUUAUUAUUUAGUUUUUUGCUAUUCUAAGACGUCAAUAGGCAAAUAAGUGCCACAACUACAGAUACCCAAUUUCUUGAAUUGUAGUAUCUAAGAAACGUUAGUCUCCUUUAUAGAGUGAUAAAGUGUUAAAUAAUCUGGACAGAUAACGCAUGCACUUGUAAGUAGAGUGGACCUUGUUUAAACAUUUUGUUUACUAAUUUUGUACUUCUUGAGGCUUGCAUAAAAAUACUAAUUGAUUCCACAUGGAAGUAACCGAUUAUGGUAACCGACCAUUUCCCAAAAUAUCCCAAAUUUUUUUGCAUCUACUGUUCGAUUGAAUACGUAAUGUUAAGGAAAAUCAUUCUCGUUCACAGAUAAUGCCGAUUUCGCAUUCUCCCCCACAAUGGAUGAUAUUCUGUUCUAUGAGGAGCCUAUGACUUUAUUGGUUGCAAACUCCCAGAAUGCGCAGCAUGUUGGAUACAUGAACGACUUGCUGAAUAAUGGGGCGAACCACCUUUCACCUCCACCACCACAAGUAGAAGAAGCCCCAAGUAUUAGUAUUUUAGAAAAAUGCAGAUCUUACGACACCUUAAAUAUCCGAGGAUGUUUUGGUGUCACCACAAUGUACUCGGAAGUUGCACACCGACGUCUCAUAGACAUAAUUAACCAAUGUCGAUAUAUCGCAUCAAAAAAGGGGAUGGAUAAGCGACAGUUGAUUGAAUCCAUCAAGCAGGACGAAAUUCAAGGGACGACUUGGCUCACAGAUUUUCAGAAUACCCCGUGGCACCAUCAUGGUCAAGAAAUCAACAACAUGUCCCGAGAUAUUUCUCAAGUUUCUACUAACAUUAUUGGUCAUGGUGAAAAAGGUUGGGAUCCAUCUUCCCACCACUUGACUUGCGAUAAAGUGAACGCGACUUCUGAUAGAGCAAUGAAGCAUGCACUUCACAACGUCAUUCGACACCCACGCAUACCGAAAUUUAUAGGAAACACAUACACAAGGGAAAGCACGAGUCGUCCCUUGAUAACGGAUGACCAGCAGCCUAGCUGCACCCAACCCGAGAGACUUUCCACAUCCGCAUCACCGACACUUCCGAAAGGUGAGGAUGAGAGCUUAAUGGACGAAAUUAAAUUAAAAGUGUUUGAAGACUCUGACGAAGAGAGUGACUUUGACCCGUCGGUCUGUGAGGGGUCCAAGACCGACCUCUUGAAGACGAUCAAUUUCGAAAAUAUCAAUCACAAAUAUAUCGGCUGUAACGAAGAUGAGAAUGAGUUAUCGAACGGUAUUAAACCGAUUCGAAAACCAGCCGCACACAACUUGUUCAACUUUUAUGAAGAUGGAAAGAAAAGCAACACUCAAAUAGAUGCAGGGUGCAAUAUUGUCAGUUCAUGCAAUUCGAAAAAUUCGAAAAAUCAACCUUCAAAAGAUCCAUUAUUAUGCUGUGCAAAUAAGAAUCAGGAGAUUUUUCAAUCGGACCAAGAGUAUAGCGACACAAGAGACCUUAUCUUACAAACUGCUAGAGCCAAAGCAUGUGCUUCAUAUAUCCAGUUAAGGCACAAGAUGAGCCAGGACAGGGCACUGAACACCACCAAGGAACCAUUGACUGGAAGUUUGAACGAGUUUGACGACCUACUUUUGACAGAUUUUCAAACUUCCGAUGAAACAGAGCAGAAUAUUAAUUAGCGCUAAUAAAAUACUUUCAUGAUGAUU
This is a messenger RNA of Folsomia candida, 1866 nucleotides long. RefSeq lists its product as uncharacterized. Lineage: Eukaryota; Metazoa; Arthropoda; Collembola; Entomobryomorpha; Isotomidae. The transcript has 2 exons. The record is from RefSeq and is a predicted model, not a curated record. Bases 562 to 1839 code for a protein of 425 amino acids.